This is a messenger RNA of Hermetia illucens (black soldier fly), 899 nucleotides long. RefSeq lists its product as uncharacterized. NCBI's taxonomy places the organism in Eukaryota, Metazoa, Arthropoda, Insecta, Diptera, Stratiomyidae. The transcript has 2 exons. The record is from RefSeq and is a predicted model, not a curated record. The coding region runs from base 134 to 520 and encodes 128 amino acids.
UGACGGCUGUCAAUGUAAACGCCAUUGUCGUUUGACGGUUAUUUCCCAGGCGGAAUUGGAAGUUGGUUUAUUUGUUUGGAAUGGAUUUCGUGCUCUUUGGACAGUUUUCAUUGGAAUUAGUAGUGCUUUCUUGAUGAAAAUGGAAUACGUCUACACAAAUUUACUGAGCACUGAGGACAUGCGGCGCAUACUAAAGCAGCGUCAGUUGAGAAUUCCAAACAUAGACCAACUCGACCGUGAUGAGCUCCUCAAAAUCUUCAAUUGUUUCGCUGUUCCAAUGGAUCAGCGUAGCGAGAGAAAACAAAAAAUGAGCGUGCAAAAAGAAACACAGCAGCUAAUUUCAACACUCAAGAGGGUACUACCACCUCCAGUCAAUGAAUGUGCCGCCAAAUUGUCCAGAGUAACAUUAAACAUAAACCUUAGUGACACUGCACUAACGAAGAGGAAAAUCGAAGCGAUAGUGAAUGGGAACUGCACCGGCCAGCCCGUUAGUAAAAGGAUGAAAAUUACGUGGCCGUAGGAUAGUUUUUAGAGCAGAGUAAUUGCACUGCUUUAUAGAUGUAAGUUUUAUUGUAGGUUGAAUAGCACGAAUUGUACAUAUUCUGAGAUGAUUUGCUGUGCGUAAUUUUAAGGAUUGUAAACAAAGUAAUGAAAGCUUGUAUUAAUUGAUGAAGCGGAGUUUGUAACUUUUCAUUCAAAACUUUAUCAGUGAUAAUUUUGAAGCGUCUUAUUUUAUAAAUAUGUCAUGUUGGAAAAAAAUCAUUUAUUUAAGGUUCGACCUAGCCUAGUAUUGUAAAAAACUGUGGGCAAUCAUCUCACGUUUUAUAAAUAAAUGUAAACAAACAGUAUCAAACGAUAUGUAAUAGUUCUUUCACAGCUUCUGAAAAGUAAACGCGAAA